AUGGCUCCCAUUGGCGUCGCUAUACUUGGCAGCGGCAUUUUCGUCGAAAGCCAGCACAAACCCGCCUGUCUUCAGGAUCCAGAACUCUUGACUCUCAAAGCAAUCUACUCUCGUAGAAAAACAUCCGUUGAAUCCAUCAUCGCUAAUGAAACCAUUCCAAUUGACGUUUACUCUGAUGACUCCGAACCCGGGAACAACUUGGACGAUUUGUUAAAAAGAAGCGAUAUCGCUUUUGUGAUCAUUGCCCUUCCAAUCCCCCAUCAACCUGAAUUCAUCAAAAAGGCCCUCUCAGCCGGAAAGCACGUUCUCUCCGAGAAGCCGGUCGCGAAGGAUCUUGCCACCGCAAAUGAGUUGAUCAGAUGGAAGAAAACAAACGCGCCGGAUCUCAUCUGGUCUGUUGCCGAGAACUUCAGAUAUUGGCCUGCAUUCGACUACGCAGAGGAAAAGGUCAAGAGUCUUGGGAAAGUUCUAGCUUUCCAUGUUGAGGUUUUGCAACUUGUUGCCCCUGGUGGGAAGUAUUUCGAAACGGCAUGGCGUAAAGUUCCAACGUACCAAGGUGGUUUCUGUCUAGACGCCGGCGUCCAUUUCACAGCCGCUCUCCGUCGUCUAGUCGGCGAAGACCAAAUCGCUUCUCUAUCCGCCUUCACAAAUCUGGCCCAGCCACAUCUUCCUCCAAUUGACACCAUCAUGUCUACCAUUAAACUAAAAUCCGGUGUAUGUGGUACCUUCGCAAUGAGUCAUGGUACCCCCGCCACAAAAGUAUUCGAAUGGUUCAUAGUCUGUGAACAAGGAACCGUAAAGGUUUCAGACGGUCCAAAGGUAGUAGUAAAACAAUUGGAGAUGCCGGAGGAGUGGACGGAAUUCGGAGGGGAUAGGAAUGAGUGGAGUGGGGUUAAGAAGGAAGUUAGGGUUUUUGUUGAAUCGGUGAAGAAUGGUAAAGGAGUUGAAGGGUUGAGUCCGGAGAAUGCAUUGGCAGAUUUGGAGAUGAUUGAGAAGAUGAUUCAGUCUGGUGAACAAGGCGGGAGGCCGUUUGAGAUUACUGGAGGAAUUGAGCCGACGAGUAUUUUGGGGGACGUGGUUGAUAUGAUCAAGAACUCUUAG
Orbilia oligospora ATCC 24927 is the source of this 1101-nucleotide messenger RNA. RefSeq lists its product as uncharacterized. Gene Ontology annotation, cellular component: cytoplasm. The record is from RefSeq and is a predicted model, not a curated record. The transcript has 4 exons. Gene Ontology annotation, molecular function: nucleotide binding; oxidoreductase activity. Lineage: Eukaryota; Fungi; Ascomycota; Orbiliomycetes; Orbiliales; Orbiliaceae. Gene Ontology annotation, biological process: NADPH regeneration. The coding region runs from base 1 to 1101 and encodes 366 amino acids.